Penicillium expansum is the source of this 1188-nucleotide messenger RNA. RefSeq names its product cytochrome P450. The record is from RefSeq and is a predicted model, not a curated record. The transcript has 5 exons. Gene Ontology annotation, molecular function: monooxygenase activity; heme binding; oxidoreductase activity, acting on paired donors, with incorporation or reduction of molecular oxygen. Lineage: Eukaryota; Fungi; Ascomycota; Eurotiomycetes; Eurotiales; Aspergillaceae. Bases 1 to 1188 code for a protein of 395 amino acids.
AUGCAACCAUACAUUGGAUCCGAGUCGGCUGUGGCUCAGUUUCAUCCUCUACAAGAGGUGGAAACCCACCGCUUUCUGUUUCGCGUUCUCAAAGAUCCGACGAAGCUCAUAGAGCACAUCCAAACAGAGGCUGGUGCUAUCAUUCUCAAAAUUGCAUAUGGGUAUACUAUUGAGUCACACAAGCGUGAUUCAUUGGUGCAUAUUGCAAAUCUGGCCCUUGAGCACUUUUCCAAGGCCAGUACACCGGGUGUCUGGCUGGUUGAUAUUAUUCCAGCUUUAAAAUACGUCCCGUCCUGGCUUCCGGGAGCAAGUUUCAAGCGCACUGCUCAAGCAUGGAAGAAGAAUCUCAUGAUGGUCGCAGAAAAGCCCUACGCAUUCACACGGCGGCAAACAGAAGAAGGUCGGUAUGAGCCCUCUUAUCUUUCUAACUUAUUUAAAACAACGGGAUGCCCUUCACCCGGAUCCGAAGAAGAGUUUGUUGCAAAGUGGUCAGCUGCAUCACUUUAUACAGGUGGUGCUGAUACCACUGUGUGUGCCAUGGAAUGUUUUUUCCUUGCAAUGACACUAUAUCCCGAGGUCCAAGGUAAAGCCCAAGAUGAGAUUGAUCGAGUUUUGGGGUCUUCCCAGCUCCCAACAGUCGGCGAUCGCUCUCGUUUGCCGUAUAUCAAUGCUAUGGUGAAAGAAGUCUUGCGAUGGCAUCCAGUGGCACCUAUGGGACUUCCCCACGCAUCAAGUGAAGAUAGCAACUGGGGAGAAUAUUUCAUUCCAAAGGGCUCAUUGCUUAUGCCUAACAUCUGGGCUAUGAUGCAUGAUCCCACUGUUUACCAUGAUCCCAUGGCAUUCAAACCAGAGCGCUUUUUAGAGAUUAAUGGACGUGAGCCCGAGUUAGAUCCUCAUGAUCUUGCCUUUGGAUUUGGGCGUCGCAUCUGUCCCGCCCGUAUCUUGGCAGAUAUCACAUUGUAUUUGAGUGCAGCGCAAUUCAUUGCUGUCUUUAAUAUAACAAAAUCCGUCGAAGAUGGGAAAGAAGUUGAUGUCCAACCAAAAUUCCAACCUGGGGUUAUCAGUCAUCCGGAACCAUGGAAGUUCCACAUCGGACCUCGCAGUGUGGCUCAUGAAUCCCUCAUUCGUUCAGUGGAGGACAAACAUCCAUGGGAGCCGAGCGAUUCGCCAGACCUAGUGGAUAUUUGA